Rhinocladiella mackenziei CBS 650.93 is the source of this 939-nucleotide messenger RNA. RefSeq lists its product as uncharacterized. Lineage: Eukaryota; Fungi; Ascomycota; Eurotiomycetes; Chaetothyriales; Herpotrichiellaceae. Gene Ontology annotation, molecular function: carboxylic ester hydrolase activity. The record is from RefSeq and is a predicted model, not a curated record. The coding region runs from base 1 to 939 and encodes 312 amino acids. The transcript has 2 exons.
AUGACCAGUUUCUUGCCCCGUAGAAACAACAUCUACAACUACAACGUUUCUCUCGCGAAUUUGACGGCUCAGGGUAUUGCGACCGUCUCUUCCGUAGAACAGGUCGGGGCGAUCUUCAGCGAAGACUGCCUUACCCUCAACGUCUGGGUUCCCAGCGGCGGUGAGUCCGGCAAAGCGGUCACGAUUUGGAUCUAUGGUGGCGGUUAUACCAGCGGCAGCACUCAGAUUUCGUUGUACGAUGGUCAGCAUUUGGCCGGAUUUGAAGACGUCAUUGUGGUAUCUAUCAAUUAUCGUGUCGACAUCCUAGGCUUCUUUGGCGAUCCUGCGGCUGAGAACCGCAAUCCGGGCUUCUUGGAUCAGCGACUUGGAGUGGAAUGGAUCAGAGACAAUAUUGCGAACUUUGGAGGUGACCCUUCUCACAUGAUCUUGUUUGGACAGUCGACUGGAGCGGGGUCGGUCGAUGCCUAUUCUUACGCGUGGGCGACGAACCCUAUUGUCAGAGGAUUUAUUAUGCAGUCCGGUACUGCGGGUUUCGGGAGACCGCUAGCUUCAGACAAUGCUAAGGCCUGGUACAAUGUCACAGCAACGCUCGGAUGUGGCACAAACGAGACUUCGACCGAGCCGGCGAUUCUUUCCUGCGUGCAAAGUCAGGAGAUUGGAGAUUUAUUGGCCGCAAUGGGUUCCAACAGCUUUGGUCCGACUGCCGACAAUAAGACAGCUUUUUCGGACUAUCCAACGCUUUCCCGGACCGGUCAAUUCGCUCAGCUGCCGAUCUUGACCGGUAACAAUGAUUUUGAGGCCGGGGUUUUCGUCACUCUUGGCGCCCUCGAUAAUAUUACACAUAAUGGAACUUACUGGGAAUCAUUCAGUAACGGGAGCUUUGCCUAUCCUACCGGAACUCGAGCCAACGCGAGCGUGCUUCACGAUCUACCUACCUAG